UGCAAGAUCGAGUCUUUAUAUAUUUGUUCUCCAAGGUGGUAGAUAGAUUACAAUUGUUUGGGUUUUACAUUUCGCAAGAGUAGACUAUAUUUGAAGCAACAUAGGGUUUUGAUUUCAUUAUUUAAAAGUACGGAAUAUGAAUGGUCAUGAUUGAAUUGAAAAAAAUACGAUUUUCUUCUUUACAAGCCUUCAAAAAGUAUAUGCAAAUGCUAUAAGACCGAAUUGAUAACUCUUUGAACUACCAUUUGAGGUCGUAAAUGAUGUGAAGGUGCCCCAUCAAUUAUUAAAUUUACCAAGUUGACGUUGGUUGUGUUCAUCAUUUGUGGCAUUAUAACCAAAACGUUUUUUAGAGUAGCAAUUGUAUCUUGUUAGGAUAUUUAUGCAGAAUCGAGUCUUUAUAUAUUUCGCAAGAGUAGACUCUAUCUGAAGCAACAUGGGAUUUUGAUUUCAUUAUUUCAAGGGAGAGCAUUUUCCAUCACUCUCAACAAGGGUGGUUUAUUCCCGAGUAGACUCUGUUGUGGAGGAUUAACGAACUGAAUCGCUGAUUUAGAGAUGCUGAUGAUGAUGCGAGCAACGAUUGCUGCUGCUUCUUCUUCUUUGAAGUUUGGUUAUGGCAGCAGAAGCAGCACCACCAGACUCAGACUCAGAGGUAUGCUGCCCUGUCUUCUUCAUUCUUCUUCUGUUGUUGUUGUUUUCUUCAACAAUUACUUGGCUUUGUUUCAUUCUCGAGCUUCUAAAUCGACCGAAUCUAGAAACACCCAAAAACACCAGCUUGUGAAAAUCACUAAUGUUGAGGAUGCUCUCAAUGUGUUCGACGAAAUGCUUCAAAGGUGUACUCUGCCUUCCGUUUUCCCUUUCAACGAAAUCUUGACUCAACUUGCCAAGAUGAAACAUUAUUCGGCAGUCAUCUCCUUGAAUAACCAAAUGGUUGUUUCCGGAAUUCGUCCUAAUGUUUAUACACUAAACAUUAUCAUUAAUUGCUUUUGUCGUUUGGGGAAAAUGGGGUUUGGCUUGUCUAUCUUGGGAAACGUCUUCAAAUUGGGUUUUGAACCAAAUGUCGUGACCUUCAACAUUCUAAUCAACGGCUUUAUUCUCCAGAAUAGAGUGGCUGAGGCAGCAAUACUUUUCAAGAAAAUGUUGGACAGUGGUAAUUGUAAACCGAAUGUGGUUACUUUCGGUACCCUAGUAAAGGGCCUUUGCGCAAAUGGUAACAACACUGCCGCAAUCCAAUUGCUUAGGAAGAUGGAAGAAGGGGGUUGCAAGCCUAACCUAGUUAUUUAUAGCAUGAUUAUCGACAGUCUUUGCAAAGAUACUCUAGUUGCUGAUGCACAUAACCUCUUCUCAGAAAUGACGAGUAAGGGUAUUGCCCCAAAUGUCAUGACCUAUACCUCUUUGAUUCAUGGAGUUUGCAAAUUACAGGAUUGGAAAGAAGCUACAAGAUUGUUGAAUGAAAUGGUGAGUAAACAUAUCUUUCCAAAUGUGUUCACCUUUAGUGUACUGGUUGAUACAUUCUGUAAAGAGGGGAUGGUCCAAGAAGCAAAGAGCGUGGUCAAAAUGAUGAUUCAACGAGAUAUCGAACCUAAUACGAUUACUUACAAUUCACUUAUGGAUGGGUAUUGUAUGCGAGGAGAAAUGGACAAGGCAAAAAAUGUUUUUAAGGUAAUGCUUAGCAAGGCCUGCAUGGUUGAUGCUCAUAGUUAUAGCACAUUGAUAAACGGCUAUUGUAAGCGUAAAAUGGUAGAUGAUGCCCGAAUCCUUUUUCUGGAAAUGUCUCAUAAGGGAAUUGUUCCGAAUACGGUUACUUAUAGCACUCUUAUUGAUGGGUUUUGCAAGAUGGGAAGAAUACAAGAUGCACAGAACUUGUUCUCUGAAAUGCAAGCUUUAGGCCAACUUCCAGAUAUUCAAACUUAUUCUAGUUUACUGGAUGGCCUUUGUAAAAACAAACAAUUUCCCAAGGCAGUUGAACUGUUGGAAGAGAUGGAGGGAAGGAAGUUGGAUUUUAAUAUUGUAACUUACAGUAUUCUUAUUGAAGGUUUGUGCAUGGCUGAAAAAGUUGAAUAUGCAUGGGAUCUCCUUUGUAGUUUAUCAAUAAAAGGAAUUCAACCUGAUGUCAGGACAUAUACCAUAAUGAUCAGUGGAUUUUGUAAUGGGGGGCUAACAUGUGAAGCAGAAAACUUGCUUAGAAAAAUGGAAGAGAAAGGUUGUUCUCCAGAUGGUUGCACGUACAACACAAUUAUCUGUGGGUUAAUCAAUAACAAUGAGACAUCAAGAGCAGUGAGGCUUAUUGAAGAAAUGGUGGAGAGGGGUUUUUCUGCAGAUGCAUCAACCAUGGAGUUGGUCAUUAAUUUAUUGUCUAAAGAUAAAGUAGAUCCCGCUUUGUUGGCAUUUAUAGAAAGACCAGGGUGAAAUUGAUUUGCAUCUUUGCAGUUUGACAACUUUCGGUGCAUCCUUCCCUUGAAUGCUGCAUUAGAGGGAGUUGUUCCACUGCGGAGUCCAGUUCAGGUAGCCAUUUGGUCAUGCAUCGAUUCAAGUGGUAGAGCAAAUUUUAUGUUACUCUUUUAUGAUGAUGAAAUAUGUUGGAGAAGCGGAGUAUCUGAACUGAUAUGAAAUUCAUAGACAUAUUUAUGGCUUGUUUAAUUUCUCCUUUGCUUUUUGGUGAUAAUUCUGUUAAUGACAUUGUCUAUUGAUA
Molecule: messenger RNA, 2689 nt
Organism: Malus domestica (apple)
Lineage: Eukaryota; Viridiplantae; Streptophyta; Magnoliopsida; Rosales; Rosaceae
Product: putative pentatricopeptide repeat-containing protein At1g12700, mitochondrial
Molecular function (GO): protein binding
Source: RefSeq, a predicted model, not a curated record